Molecule: messenger RNA, 2873 nt
Organism: Columba livia (rock pigeon)
Lineage: Eukaryota; Metazoa; Chordata; Aves; Columbiformes; Columbidae
Gene: SPTLC1
Product: serine palmitoyltransferase long chain base subunit 1
Exons: 15
Coding region: 94-1521 (475 amino acids)
Biological process (GO): sphingosine biosynthetic process; ceramide biosynthetic process
Cellular component (GO): endoplasmic reticulum
Molecular function (GO): serine C-palmitoyltransferase activity; pyridoxal phosphate binding
Source: RefSeq, a predicted model, not a curated record
GACGCCGGCGUGCGGCGGCGGAGACGCCCGGGCGCGGCGCGGAGGCGGAAGUGGGCGGGCGCGGCGCGGAGGCCGAAGUGGGCAGGCGCGGCGAUGGCGGCGACGGGCAUGGGGCAGCAGUGGGUGCUGGUGGAGAUGGUGCAGGCCUUCUACGAGGCUCCUGCUUACCAUCUCAUUUUGGAAGGAAUUCUAAUCCUAUGGAUAAUCAGACUUCUUUUCUCAAAGACGUAUAAGCUUCAAGAGCGAUCUGAUCUAACACCCAAGGAAAAAGAAGAGUUGAUUGAAGAAUGGCAGCCAGAACCUCUUGUAUCUCCUGUACCAAAAGAUCAUCCAGCUCUCAACUACAAUGUUGUUUCAGGUCCUCCCACCCAUAUAAUCACUGUUAAUGGCAAGGAAUGUAUAAACUUUGCAUCAUUUAACUUUCUUGGACUUUUGGAUAAUGAAAAAGUUAAGAGUGCGGCACAAGCAUCUCUAAAGAAAUAUGGUGUUGGUACUUGUGGACCCAGAGGAUUCUAUGGUACUUUUGAUGUGCACUUAGAAUUAGAAGAACGACUAGCAAAAUUCAUGAGGACAGAGGAAGCUAUUAUAUACUCCUACGGAUUUGCAACAAUUGCCAGUGCAAUUCCUGCAUAUUCAAAAAGAGGUGACAUUGUGUUUGUAGAUGAAGCUGCCUGCUUUGCUAUUCAGAAGGGUUUACAAGCAUCUCGUAGUAACAUCAAGUUAUUUAAGCAUAAUGAUAUGGCUGACCUUGAGCGACUGUUGAAGGAACAAGAGACUGAAGAUCAAAAGAAUCCUCGCAAGGCCCGUGUAACUCGAAGAUUUAUUGUAGUGGAAGGAUUGUAUAUGAACACAGGAGAUGUUUGCCCUCUUCCAGAAUUGAUAAAAUUGAAGUAUAAAUACAAAGUGAGAAUAUUUUUGGAGGAGAGCCUUUCCUUUGGAGUCCUUGGAGAACAUGGAAGAGGAAUUACUGAACACUUUGGAAUAAAUAUUGAUGAUAUAGAUCUUAUUAGUGCAAACAUGGAAAAUUCACUGGCUUCUAUUGGAGGAUUUUGCUGUGGAAGAUCUUUUAUUAUUGACCAUCAGCGAUUGUCUGGUCAAGGCUACUGCUUUUCUGCAUCUCUACCUCCUUUGUUAGCUGCUGCUGCUAUUGAGGCUCUGAAUAUUAUGGAAGAUAAUCCAGACAUUUUUCAGACUCUCCGGGCUAAAUGCGAACGAAUUCACAAAGCUUUACAGGGGAUUUCUGGCUUAAAAGUAGUGGGAGAAUCUUUUUCUCCAGCAUUGCACCUGCAGUUGGAAAAGAGCUGUGGAUCUCGAGAAGAUGAUGUGAAGUUACUCAGAAGAGUUGUGGAUUAUUGCAUGAAUAGUGGUAUUGCAUUAACUCAGGCCCGCUAUCUGGAGAAAGAAGAAAAAUGUCUUCCUCCGCCCAGUAUUCGAGUAGUGAUAACAGUGGAACAAACAGAACAAGAACUGGACAAAGCUGCAUCACUUCUUAAGGACGCUGCACAGUCUGUGUUGAAUUAGACUGCUGUUUUGGAUUUCUUUUUCCCAAAUUAUCAGGAUGAGCGUUUUACACUGUAUAGUGACUUCAGAUAUUCAGGUUCUUCCACUGAUGGCAUUGAAGCCUGACUGAGUAACACAAUUGUUCCAGAAUGGUACAAAUGCAAGUGAGGGGAAGAGUGCAGAAUUUUGGAACUGGUGAGUGACAGAGUUUACUUUCAGUUCAAACUCUGUCAUUUACUAGCAUUCCUUAAAAAGGGGAUAACUCUUUCCUAAGUUGCAUCUUUAAAAGUUCUGAAUCUAUUUCUUCAAAACCUGAAAUGUUUUUAAAAAUGUAUGUGAACAUUCAGCUUUCACCAAAAACAUCUAAAAUGUAUAUUUUUCUCUGCAUAUUCUCAGAAUGUAGGAACUUCAAAUAAAUUUCAAGGGAUUAUUCCUCCCCACCACCCCCAAAUGAAGAUAGGCUGUUCCUAAUAUGCUUAAAGGGAGAAAAUAACACAUUAAGAGAUAAUUUUUGCUGUAUUAUAUCAUUUAUUAUUGAAUUACAGGGGGAACUUCAGUUCUUUGUUUCUGUCUUUCUGUAACCAUUUUUGGAAGCUGGUUUUUACAAAUGCCUGGCCAGAGAAUUCCAUUAUCUAAAUGGUAAAUUUGUAUUAAAUACUAUUUGCUUCCUGCACUUAAUAUGUAAUUAUAUGCAUCUUUGAUAUUAUGGGUGAGGUUUUUCAUACAAUUAACUUUAAAACGGCUAAACUGAAACCUCUGAAUUGUGAAACUGGUGUAAUUCCAUUACAGUGUGUUCAGUCAGGGGGACUUUGCACCGAUCUUGAAUACAAGUCAUAAGCAGCAUGAAGAAUGAACCAAGAUUUUGAAACAUGAACUAAAUACUUAGCUUAGUCACAGUACUUUGAAGCACUGAAAUGGUGUGUGCUAAGUUUUAUCUCUGAAGAGCUAUACCUUAGAGGGGAGUACUCACAGAUAGCUAAUAAGAGUUUAGGUGGUACAAAUACUACUGAAAUACAACACAAUAGGUGCACAUAAACCCACAAUUUAAUUACAUAGCUAUAUGUGGAGGUUAUGCUGUUAGGAUUUUCAGUAAGAACAGGUGGACGUUACACAGAUGGACACAUUACACCAAUCGGAGGAAGCUGGUAAGGAAGAAUGACAGUAAGCUGUAUCUUUUUAUAAAAUAAAAACUGUAGCUAUGUAUUUCAGGUUUUUGCUUUGAGAAUGCCUGUUUAAAAACUUUGUAUUCUGCCUGAUCUGUAUUCUGGGUUGUUUUGUACUUAUGUACCUUUUUGGUUGCUGCUAUAAGGACUACAGGACUAUUUUAGAGAAACAUCAUUCUUUAAAUAAAAGGUUUAAUCAUGUUUGAUUCA